UACUGAACAAAAUCAGUUUUGAUACCAUAAAAUUUCCAAUUAAAAUCUAACUUACAAGAGCGUGGUGUACAUGUAUCUAAAAUCUAUGUCAAAUCUCAAAUGGCUAGCCUUCUAUCACGUUACUCCCCUUGAUUUCCGAGUCUCGGGGCACACUACCUGAAAUGGUGGACGAGAAAAACGAGGUGAGAUAACUCAGUAAGUAAAAUAUGGAUUGCCCUUAAUUAAACUUGUAGCAUGCCAACAAGUGCAAUCACGAAAAACGGAUACAGUACGGGCACGAAAUAGACGUCUCCUCUAUAGGUCAUGGCCAGCGUUUAUAAACCUCCCACUGGCGGGCACAUGAGUACUAGUGUAUAAUCCCCACUAGGAGGGCCACGAGCGAACCGGUUCUAUCACGAACAUGUCGACAUGUGCUAGCGUUUAUAAACCUCCCACUAGCGGGCACACGAAUAACAUGACCAUAUCGGAGACAAAACAGGCAGAAGUUAACAGGAAAAUCACAAUUCACAAUCACUUUCAAGUCACUUUCAGAUCAUCAGGACAAUCACUUAAAUUUCAAGUAGGCAUGCUCAAUUUAGUGAAAAGCAUAAAACAUUUCACUUCAAAUCAGUCAUACUUGUGUAAAACGGGUUUAGUCCCGCCACCACUUCAAAACAAAUCAAAACAUGCUUGAAAAGUCGAAGGGCGUUACCAUAAUUUUACUUACCUUAAUCACGCAGACAAAAGGCUUAAUCCAAGUGCUAGGAUCACAGGGCAAUCAAGGACCUAAUCACAGUAUUCCCGAGUUAAUAUCUAUGAAGAAAUUUCAUUCAUUUAU
This is a messenger RNA of Rubroshorea leprosula, 817 nucleotides long. Lineage: Eukaryota; Viridiplantae; Streptophyta; Magnoliopsida; Malvales; Dipterocarpaceae. The record is from the annotation of a GenBank genome assembly.